Molecule: messenger RNA, 1108 nt
Organism: Ctenopharyngodon idella (grass carp)
Lineage: Eukaryota; Metazoa; Chordata; Actinopteri; Cypriniformes; Xenocyprididae
Gene: fundc1
Product: FUN14 domain containing 1
Exons: 5
Coding region: 129-593 (154 amino acids)
Biological process (GO): autophagy of mitochondrion
Cellular component (GO): mitochondrial outer membrane
Source: RefSeq, a predicted model, not a curated record
UUGCAAAUUAUUUUGAGAAUAACACAUACAAGCAAUCGUAUGGGUCUGUGGGCAGUGAUCGCACGUAAAUUACGCAGGAUUUUGCGUAGAGCUGCAGCGGUUGCGAACAGUGAACGCAGCCUCAUAAAAUGGCGGAUCGCGGUGAAGAUGUAGAUGCAGAGAGUGAAGAUGAAUUGUAUGAGGUGGUUAACAUCACAGAUUAUGCCAGGAGGCAUCAAUGGUGGAGUCGUGUUUUUGGAAACAGUACAGGACCCAUUGCAGAAAAGUACUCGGUGGCUUCACAGAUCAUGAUGGGUGGAGUGACAGGAUGGUGUGCUGGAUAUCUCUUUCAGAGAGUUGGAAAAAUUGUGGCUACUGCUGUUGGAGGGGGAUUUCUUUUGUUACAAAUUGCCAACCACAGUGGCUAUGUGCAGGUUGACUGGAGAAAAGUGGAAAAGGAUGUCAAUAAAGCUAAAAAGCAUUUAAAGAAAAAUGCAAACAAAGCAGCCCCUGAGCUCAAUUCCUUUAUAGAAGAGUCUACAGAAUUUGUAAAGAGGAAUAUUGUUAUCUCGGGUGGAUUUGUUGGAGGAUUUCUGCUGGGCCUGGCGUCUUAAAUGAAACCUGGAUCUACUGUAUUGCCACUGAUAUAAGUAGUUUGCACAGUAAUAUUCUCCCUUAUUUCGGUAUCACAGCGAUACAACUCUGGAACAUGUAUUGUCAGAAGUAGUCAGUGCAAUGGACAUUUGCUGAACUAUUGUUCUGAACAUAUUUCUCUUAACUGUAUAUAGCCUAAACAACCUGAAGGAGAGAGAGAUGUAUCUUGUGCCAAUAACUUUAUAGAAAAUUGGUGGUGUGGUUUUUAUGUUGUUUUUAAUUUUAUUUUGCUUAUUGUUAAUCAGUAAGACAUCAACAUGAAGUUUGUUACAUAUACAACUACUAAAGUGUUUCUUAUUGUAUUUUGUUUUUGACAGUACAUUAUUUGAGUUGUAUAAUUUCCUUAAUAUCUACUUGUGAAGAAGCAUGCAUUGUUUUUUGAGAGUUUUACUUUUGUGAUGUAUUUUAUUAAUAUAUAGUCUAAUCCACCAAUAACAUGUUUGUGGAAAUAAUAAAACAAAUGUCUUUCUGGUUA